AUGAUUGGGCAUAUUAUGAUAUUGAUUAACAAUAUCAAAAAUAUAGAAAUGCCUAAAACUUGCCACAACAUUGAAGGAUUUAAAACACAAACGAAUGUAACAGUGGAAUUGUAUGACUACGAAGAAAAUGAAAUAUUAAGAAACAAAAUAGUUGAAAUCGUAAAUCAUCAUAGGUUUAUACUCAGAUUCGUCAGCGACGUCUCUUUUUUAUUAGGUCCUGCGUUGGCAAGCACUUAUUUGUGUCAUCUAAUUAGUUGCUGCCUUUUGCUAAUCGAGUGCUCCCAAUUAGACCCAGAUGCAUUAGCACAAUACGGACCAAUAACAGUUAUAAUGUUUUAUCAGCUUUUUCAAAUUUCUGUACUAUUUGAACUUCUUGGAGCCAAGAGCGAGAAACUCAUAGACGCAGUUUAUGAGUUACCAUGGGAGUGUAUGGAUGUCAGAAAUCAACGAUUGUUGUGCUUUUUGCUACAGAGGGUGCAAACACCUGUACAGGUCACCGCCUUAGGACUAACAAAAGUUGGUGUCACACCUAUGGUUGCGAUUUUGAAGACAACAUACUCUUUAUUCGCCUUUCUGCGAUCAACAGUUUAA
Molecule: messenger RNA, 591 nt
Organism: Chilo suppressalis (striped riceborer)
Lineage: Eukaryota; Metazoa; Arthropoda; Insecta; Lepidoptera; Crambidae
Source: the annotation of a GenBank genome assembly